Rhipicephalus sanguineus (brown dog tick) is the source of this 541-nucleotide messenger RNA. RefSeq lists its product as uncharacterized. The record is from RefSeq and is a predicted model, not a curated record. The coding region runs from base 200 to 541 and encodes 113 amino acids. The transcript is spliced from 3 exons. Lineage: Eukaryota; Metazoa; Arthropoda; Arachnida; Ixodida; Ixodidae.
CUAACUUUAUACGCAGACGUCGUUACGGAUCGUAACACUUGUAUCCGUGCCAAACAAUUAUUCGCAUAACAUCGCUUCUCACUGUGCGUUGCAUCUGCCGAAAUUUUCGAAAACGCAGUGAAGCAGCAGCGCUUUUGCUUGUGUCCCGCAAUGCGGUUGAAUACGGCUAAGAACGUGACGCAUUGGUUUAUCCUGUUAUAUGGCCAGGCCGCAUCCGUGGGACCGGCGGUCCAUCUUGACAACCUUGGCCUUCUUCGGAGGUAUCUUCGUGUUCUCCAUGAUCAUCGUUCUCAUCCUGAGCUCUCACGACUCUUCCAAAAAGGGACCUAGAGUCGAGUGGCUGCGUGCGGAACCGGUCAAGCUUGCGCGCGCGCUUGGCUGCAACUGCAGCACUGUCGCGUCGCACGUGGCAAGACCGUACUUCUGCGUCUGCCCCAAGGACAAUCUAAUUGGUGACGCACAAGGGAUAAAUUCCUCCAAGGUUCGCAACGACACGCAUUCGAUGCCCGGCCCCGUAAACACGCGCAAGCAGGAUGGAUGA